Molecule: messenger RNA, 1440 nt
Organism: Trichoderma reesei QM6a
Lineage: Eukaryota; Fungi; Ascomycota; Sordariomycetes; Hypocreales; Hypocreaceae
Exons: 4
Coding region: 1-1440 (479 amino acids)
Biological process (GO): transmembrane transport
Cellular component (GO): membrane
Molecular function (GO): transmembrane transporter activity
Source: RefSeq, a predicted model, not a curated record
AUGGCAACCACCACUACCACCGAGACCCUUCACUCCACAGAUGGGAUCAUCCUCCAAGCUUUGCCGCCAAAGGCAGUCUUGAAGGGCAGCAAUGACUCCGAGAGGCCUUUUGCGAAUGCCCCGAUUCUCGAGCCUGCGAGGUCGAGCAACGAUCCUUCGCCCCCCGAAGACGCCUUUGAGGCAAAGGUGAAAUGGAACUCGCCGCCCAUCAACAAGUACCGUGUCCUGUCGACGUUCUGGUCCUUUUUUGUUCUGGGCAUGAAUGAUGGUUCCUACGGUUUUGAAUCUUACUACAACCUGACCUACACCGUCGUCUCGCUCAUCUUCCUCUCCCCCUUCGCGGGCUAUACCAUGGCCGCGCUGGCCAACAGCGCAAUUCAUAUUCGCUUCGGCCAACGAGGCGUGGGCAUAAUCGCGCCGCUGUUCCGCCUCAUCCCCUAUCUCGUCAUCACCUUUCACCCGCCGUACCCCGUCCUCGUCGUCAUGUACAUCCUCGUCGGUUUCGGCAAUGGCAUUGUAGACGCCGCGUGGUGCGCUUGGAUCGGCAACAUGGCCAACUCGCAUGAAGUGUCGGGCGUCUUGCAGGCGUGCUAUGCUCUGGGGGCGACGGUGGCUCCCCUUAUCACCACGGCUAUUAGUUCGCAUAGCCGUGGCGGUUGGUGGACGUUUUACUACAUCAUGGUCAGCGUCUCGGCACUCGAACUCGGUGCCGGCACCACCACCUUCUGGACGCAGACAGGCGCCGUGUACCUGAGCGAGAACCCGCACCAGAAAGCCGGCGAGAAGGCCACCUCGGGACGGACACGGGAGGCGCUCAAGAGCAAGCUGACCUGGUUCUUCUCCCUCUUCAUCUUCCUGUACGUCGGCACUGAGGUCUCGAUCGGUGGCUGGAUCGUCGUCUUCAUGACAAAGGUCCGCAACGCCUCCACGUUUGCCGGCAGUGCCACGGCGACGGGCUUCUGGGGCGGCAUGACCGUGGGCCGUCUUGUGCUGGGCUUUGUCACCUCCCGGAUCGGUGGCUUCCGGGCCAUGCUCCUGUACCUCGGGCUGGCCAUUGCCAUUGAGCUUGUCUUUUGGCUUGUGCCCAACAUGGUUGUGACUGCUGUGGCGUCUGCACUGCUGGGCAUGAUCUUGGGCCCCAUCUUUCCCACGGCAGUGGUGCUCAUGACGACGGUCCUCCCUCGCUCCCUCCACAUCAGCGCCAUUGGCUUUGCAACAGCCAUUGGAGGCUCUGGUUCGGCUGCCUUGCCGUUUGCGGUCGGGGCCAUUGCGCAGGCAAAGGGUGUCAAGACGCUGCAGCCCAUUAUCCUCGCGUGCUGUGUCGUGAUGCUGAUUGUGUGGCUGUUUUUGCAGCGGCAUCGACCAAAGGACAAGGAGGUGGGCGUCAACUUGGCGGUGUUCAAGCGGUUGCGUGAGCGGGCCAAGGAGAUGCUCAACUGA